AAUCUUAUCGGCGUCGCGAAUGAAAGGGAAAGAUUGGAAUUCGUAUUUAUCUAUUGGUUUACGGGAUGAUCGCGGGAAGAGGAGCGUCACGUUUACGAAGAUACUUUGUAAAUAGCGUCACAACAGAGGCGUGGAGACGCGUGACGGGCCAAUCGCGCGACAAAGCCAUUCAUGAAGUCAUACGACGCGAGCCGCAGAUGGUCCAAGCGAUUCUGAACGAUACCGAGAUCACAAGGAACCAUAUGACGCCGGAAAUUAAGCUGUUCCUCCUGACGCCCAACUGUCCGUUGUAUCACGCACCGUUUCCAGACGUUUUCGAGAGUAACGAGAUGAGAAGAACCGUCUUCACCGAUCCCUUCUGGUCGAUCUAUUGGCCGGGCGGACAAGCGAUCGCGAGGUUCGUAUUGGAUGAACGAGACAGACUUUUCUCGUAUUCGUGGAACGGCGAAGGCGAGGUUUUGGAUGUUGGGGCUGGCUGCGGAGCCGCUGCAAUUGCUGCAAAACUCGUCGGGACAAGGAAGGUCAUUGCGAACGAUAUCGAUAAAGUCGCGUGCACAGCUAUCGCAAUGAAUGCGGCAUUGAACCAUGUGGAAGUGCAGAUCUCACAAGACAAUCUGUUGCAUCGACCACCCGAAAAACUGACCGAUGUUAUUUUCAUCGGUGACAUGCUGUACGACGAAGAAAUCACCGACAUUCUGAUUCCGUGGCUCGAACGGGCACGCAAAAAUGGAACUCGAAUUUAUUUGGCCGAUCCAGGAAGACACGGUUUGACAAACGAUCUAAAGAAACGAUUGAGACCACUAAGACGGUAUUUGAUGCCAGAAAAUGUCCGAAAAGAAAACUAUGGUUACGAUACGUGCGACAUCUGGGAAUUCUCUGGGUGACGAAUACCAUAAAUGUGUUCACGAGGGGCCUGGUGUAAUAAUUUAAUGCGCAAGGCUGUCGGUCCUCCUCGUCGUAAGGGCACUGCAUUAUGCAAUUCUCGGUUCCGCAAUCUACGAGCAAGCAAAAGCAUUGACCCCGACGUGCGUUCACGACCGCCGAUUCUCGUGAAUGACUCACGCACGCCACGCGAGCGCGAUCAUGACUCAUCGAGAAAUUAUUCUAUCCUCUACCUGGAGAGGAGAGCAAACAUUCUUACACAGAGUGGCCAUUCGAUUGGGAACGCCUAAAUACCGUCGUCGCUCACGGUCAGGUACGCAUUACGGAGGGGGAAGGUUAGUGGGUCGCAUUCAAAAUUAAAUGCAACAGUAACAAGUAG
Molecule: messenger RNA, 1261 nt
Organism: Colletes gigas
Lineage: Eukaryota; Metazoa; Arthropoda; Insecta; Hymenoptera; Colletidae
Product: electron transfer flavoprotein beta subunit lysine methyltransferase-like
Exons: 4
Coding region: 66-884 (272 amino acids)
Biological process (GO): peptidyl-lysine trimethylation
Cellular component (GO): mitochondrial matrix
Molecular function (GO): protein-lysine N-methyltransferase activity
Source: RefSeq, a predicted model, not a curated record